Messenger RNA from Vavraia culicis subsp. floridensis, 489 nucleotides. RefSeq lists its product as uncharacterized. The coding region runs from base 1 to 417 and encodes 138 amino acids. NCBI's taxonomy places the organism in Eukaryota, Fungi, Microsporidia, Pleistophoridae. The record is from RefSeq and is a predicted model, not a curated record. The transcript has a single exon.
AUGAUCGGCGCGGUCGAGAACAACGGCAAUUUUCAGAUUUUCGUGCGUGCCCCUAUGAACUUAAAUUUUAACAACGGGCCUGUGGACAGACGGUUGAUCGAAAACGAAAAAAAAAUACGGGCGAACAUAAGCGAACAUAGGCUUGAAAUGGAGGAUAAAACAGAGAUAGAACGAUAUACGGACAGGUACAACAGUAAAGAAGCGAGAAAUAACGAGUUAUUGGAGAAAAUGCUUAUUGACGAAAUAUUUCCGAAGGAAUUGGGUGGAUAUGAUGACGACGAGCGUCUUGAAAACACGGUAACGGAGGAAGAUGGAGAAUUUGGAGUCGUUGACGAGGGAGAGGGUGCUGAGGAGAAAAGUGACGAGGAUAAUGACGAAGGAUCAGACGAAAGAAAGGAUGAAGAACCCGUAUUGUAAGUGUUAUUGAAUGCUUAACCAUUUAAUCAUAUAAAACGUUGCGUCUCACUGUUAAGGGCACUCUGCUUUUGU